ACUCACUCACCCCCUUUCCUUCCCCCUUCUUCCUCUCUAUCUAGUCCCUCCCCCUCGCCUUUGAAAAGGGCUGGCUUGGCACAGGCUCAGUACAGACGGUGAACGGUCUGGGCAACAGGAGCCAUGAGCCCGAGCUACGCGCAGAAACCGGCACGACAAAGCAGAAAGCAGCCUAAACAGUGCGAGGGGUGACUUUAGCAGCGGCGACACAGGCAGCCCAGGCAACCCCGGCUUUGUGAACAGUCUUAGAGACAGCCUCCACGACUCCAGCUGCUCCACGGAUUGUAAGCUGUGGCGGUAGAACCCGCUACAGCAAUCGCCGUCUCCGUGGAGCUGGCGGAAGCCUUUUCCCUUUUUUACUUACCACCUCAUUCUACUCUAGAGGCUUCUUUCACUGGUUUUCCGUGUGUUGAUACAGGGAAACAUUACAAUUGUGCUUGCUAUGGACUUGCUGUCUGGGACGUAUAUAUUUGCAGUCCUGUUAGCAUGCGUCGUGUUUCAGUCUGGCGCCCAGGAGAAAAACUACACAGUCCAAGAAGAAAUGCCAGAAAAUGUUCUGAUAGGUAACUUGCUGAAAGAAUUCAACUUGUCACUGAUUCCAGAGAAGUCCCUCACAUCUCCUAUGCAGUUUAAGCUAGUGUACAAGACUGGAGAUGUGCCCCUGAUUCGAAUUGAAGAGGGCACUGGUGAGAUCUUCACUGCUGGAACUCGCACUGAUCGUGAGAAAUUAUGUGCUGAUAUCCUGGUGGAAACCCGUUGCUUUUAUGAAGUGGAGGUUGGCGUUUUGCCAGAUGAAAUAUUUAGACUGGUUAAGAUACGUUUUCUGUUAGAAGACAUAAAUGAUAACGCACCAUUAUUCCCAGCAACAGUUAUCAAUAUAUCAAUUCCGGAGAACUCGGCUAUAAACUCUCGGUAUGCUCUCCCAGCAGCCAUUGAUCCUGACAUUGGAAUAAAUGGAGUUCAAAAAUACCAAGUAAUUAAGGGUCAAAGUAUGUUUGGGCUUGAUGUCAUUGAAACACCAGAAGGAGACAAGACGCCACAGCUAAUUGUUCAAAAGGAGUUAGAUAGAGAAGAGAAGGACACAUAUGUAAUGAAAGUAAAGGUUGAAGAUGGUGGCUUUCCUCAAAGAUCCAGUACUGCUAUUUUGCAAAUAAAUGUUGCUGACACAAAUGACAACCACCCAGUAUUCAAGAAGAAUGAGAUUGAAGUCAGUAUACCAGAAAAUGCUCCUGUAGGUACUUCAGUAACACAACUCCAUGCCACAGAUGCCGACAUAGGUGAAAAUGCCAAGAUUCACUUCUAUUUCAGCAAUCUAGUCUCCAACAUCGCCAAGAAACUAUUUCACCUGAACAACAACACCGGACUUAUCACAAUCAAAGAACCACUGGAUAGGGAAGAAUCACCAAACCAUAAGUUACAGGUUUUAGCAAGUGAUGGUGGAUUGAUGCCAGCAAGAGCAAUGGUUCUAGUAAAUGUUACAGAUAUCAAUGACAAUGUCCCAUCAAUUGACAUAAGAUACAUCAUUAAUCCAAUCAAUGGUACUGUGAUUCUUUCAGAAAAUGCUCCACUUAACACCAAAAUUGCUCUCAUAACUGUGACAGAUAAAGAUGCUGACCAUAAUGGCAGGGUGACAUGCUUCACAGAUCAUGAAGUCCCUUUCAGAUUAAGGCCAGUGUUCAGUAAUCAGUUCCUCCUGGAGACUGCUGCAUAUCUUGACUAUGAGUCCACAAGAGAAUAUGCCAUUAAAUUGCUAGCUGUAGAUGCUGGAAAACCUCCUUUGAAUCAAUCAUCCAUGCUCCUUGUCAAAGUCAAAGAUGAAAAUGACAAUGCUCCAGUUUUCAUCCAGCCUUUUAUAAGUCUUUCUGUUCCUGAGAAUAACUCUCCUGGCACCAAGUUGACAAAACUAAGUGCAGUGGAUGCAGACAGUGGGCACAAUGCUGAAAUCAAUUAUCUUCUAGGUGUUGACGCUCCAUCUGAAUUCAACCUGGAUCAUCGUACAGGCAUUCUAACUGCAGGGAAGAAACUAGAUAGAGAGAAACAAGAAAAAUAUUCCUUCACAGUUCUGGCAAAAGAUAAUGGGAUACCAUCCUUCAUGACCAAUGCCACAGUCUUACUGACCAUUCUUGAUCAGAAUGAUAACAGUCCAAUUUUUACUCACAAUGAGUACAACUUCUAUGUCCCAGAAAACCUUCCAAGACAUGGCACAGUAGGACUAAUCACUAUAACUGAUCCUGAUUAUGGAGAAAAUUCUACAGUCACCCUCUCUAUUUUAUAUGUGAAUGAUGACUUCACCAUUGAUCCACAAACUGGUGUUAUCUAACCAAAUAUUUCGUUUGACAGAGAAAAGCAAGAAUCUUAUACUUUCUAUGUAAAGGAUGAGGAUGGUGGUAAGGUAUCACAUUCUUCAACUGCCAAAGUGACAAUAAAUGUGGUUGAUGUCGAUGACAACAAACCAGUUUUUGUUGUCCCUUCUUCCAACAACUCCUAUGAAUUGGUUCUACCAUCCACUAAUCCAGGCACAGUGGUCUUCACAGUAGUUGCUAUUGACGAUGACACUGGCAUGAAUGCAGAGCUUCAUUACAACAUUGUAGGAGGAAACACAAAAGGUCUAUUUAUAACUGACCAAACAACAGGCAACAUAACACUGAAGGAGAAAUGUGUUGUUACAGACCUUGGUUUACACAGACUGGUAGUCAAAGCUGAGGACUUAGGACAACCUGAUUCUCUCUUCAAUGUUGUAAUUUUUAAUCUAUUUGUGAAUGGGUCAGUGACCAAUGCUACACUGAUUCAUGAACUGGUGCACAAAAACAUUGAAACACCAGUGACCCCAAAUACUGAGACAACUGAUGCAUCCUCACCAACCAGUGACUAUGUCAAGAUCACGGUUGCUAUUAUUGCUGGCACCAUAACUGUCAUCAUUGUUAUUUUCAUUACUGCUGUAGUAAGAUGCUGCCAAUCACCACACCUUAAGACUGCUCAUAAAAACAAGUAGAAUUCUGAAUGGGUUACUCCAAAUCCACAAAACAAACAGAUGAUAAUGAUGAUGAUGAUGAUGAAGAGGAAGAAGAAGAAGAAGAAGAGGAAGAAUGCCCCUAAGAACUUGCUGCUUAACUUUAUCACUAUUGAAGAAACUAAGGCAGAUGAUUCUGAGAAUGAUGGAAACAGUGCCACACUAGACUUUCUCAUUCAACUGGAAGAACAAACCAUGGGCAAGUACAAUUGGGGCACUAUACCUACUACCUUCAAGCCUGACAUCCCUGAUUUGGCCCGGCAUUACAAAUCUGCCUCUCCACAGGCUGCCUUCCAGAUCCAGCCUGAAACUCCCCUGAAUUUGAAGCACCACAUCAUCCAGGAACUUCCUCUUGAUAACACUUUUGUGACUAGUGAUUCCAUCUCCAAGUGUUCCUCCAGCAGUUCUGAUCCUUACAGUGUUUCUGAAUACAGCUAUUCAGUGACAACUUUCAAGACUCCUGCAUCUAUACACACCAGACCGACUGAUUCCAGGGUAUCAACUAUUGAAAUCUGCAGUGAAAUAUAACUUUAUUGGAACAACAUAAUUCCAUUCCUCUUCCAAAAAACUCCAAUAAUUUAUGGUUUCAAAAUUGGCCAAUAUCAUUGAUUUUGUAAUCUGAAUUUCCCAUUAUUAAAGGCAAGCAAAACAAAGAUAUUGUAAAAAUGAUGUUCCAAUGAACCUUAUGCUUACUUUAACUGUAAUCUUGCCAUAAAAAUUUAAAAUUUGUGGAAGCAACAGUGCAGUGAUAAAAGUUUUAUCAAGGUGUUUCUCAAUUUACUUACUCUAAAUGUCAACAGCAAUAAUGUAAUACAAUGCUGUUUUGUAGAACCUGAUGGCUAAUGUAUCAUGAAACAUGGAAUUACUUGCCCUAUCUGAAAGGAAAGGUAUCCAGGGCAAGAGAAUUUUUAAAGACCAAAAACAAACAAGAAAAAACUUUACUUUUUCUAAAAAAAAAUCACUAAUAUAGUGUUGCUGAAAAAUAAUUAUAAUUACCUACCUAUCACUCUGCUUAAAAGUUGGAUGAUAUUAAAUAAUCUUACUGGGAAUUUAGGUUGAUUACAAUCAUGUUGUUCCACUUCAUUACAAACUUAUUUUGUUGUAAUUAUGUUUCCUUUUUCUUUAAAUACUGAAAAAAAGUUUUUUCUAUUCGCAUUUAUUAAAAGGAGAAUUUAUUUUUAAUUCUUGAUAUUUUGAAAGUAGAAUGUAAACUUUUUUAUACUCCCUGAUAUAACUCUAGUCAUAUGAGAGUAGAAACAAAGAUUUAGAUAGGAUAUUUAAAAAGUUUUUAUCUCAAUUGUUAAACUACCUAGGGAAAUAUAAGGCACACGAGUCACACCUAAACAAUGACAUUUAUUUUAUUUCUCUGGCAUUAAAUUACUGAAUACGUUUCAUAGCUUUGAAUAAUUUGUCCUUUAAAAUUAACCAAUUUUUCUCAGUAUGUCAAUUAAUUCAUUUACUACACAAAGGACUAACUGCUUUGAAUUGGGGGUAUCUUAAAUUUUAUUGAAGAAAGAAUGACGUCCCAAUUUUCUGUGAUAUUCUUUAAGCUGCUUACAACAUACUGAUACUCUUAACAUAUUUUUAAGUGAUUUCUUGGGACAAAAGGGAGUAUAAAGGACCUUUAUAAUCAUAACACAGCACAUGCUUCCUGGAUUUUCAUUCAAAUGCUUCCUUGUGUGUCAUUUUACCUUGCAAAGUGUGAGUAAGAUUUGGUUUAUUAUGUAUGUACAUUAAAUUAAUGUAUUAUUUGAAGUGUUUUUUGAUGUAAACACAUUUAGAAGAGGUUUAUGCUCUAUUUAGCAUUUAAUGUUUGUACAAUUCUUAGAUAUUUGAUAUAUAGGUAAUGUUUUAAACAAGCUUCUGUUAAAAUCUAGUGUCCCUAUGUACUCAAUACAGAAUCUUUUAUACCUCCAAUGAUGUCAAUCUCAUUGACAUAAUUAGUAUCUAAGUUUUUAAACACUACUUAUGACUGUGAAUGUAACUAUUUUACUGGUAAUGAAAAUGUCAUGUAAGUUACAAUAC
Molecule: messenger RNA, 5035 nt
Organism: Acinonyx jubatus (cheetah)
Lineage: Eukaryota; Metazoa; Chordata; Mammalia; Carnivora; Felidae
Gene: PCDH11X
Product: protocadherin 11 X-linked
Biological process (GO): homophilic cell-cell adhesion
Cellular component (GO): plasma membrane
Molecular function (GO): calcium ion binding
Source: RefSeq, a predicted model, not a curated record